Prorocentrum cordatum is the source of this 1556-nucleotide messenger RNA. The record is from the annotation of a GenBank genome assembly. NCBI's taxonomy places the organism in Eukaryota, Dinophyceae, Prorocentrales, Prorocentraceae.
GUCAUGGAAGGCAUCGUUAACACCAUGAACGUUCUAGGAAGCAGCCCUUCGAUGCUGAAAGAGUUGAUAGUUGCACUAUUCCGCAAGGCGACUGGAGGCGACAUUGCAGAUCAUUCAGGCAAGUUUGUAGCAACCCUCCUGGCAGAUUUGAAGCAGUGCUACGAGCACAUCGGCCAUCGCACAAUGCUCAGCGAGGGCAUGAGGUGUGAUUUCCCUUUGUUCGCGCUGAAGGCGGCGCUCGAUUCUUACAGGUGGCCACGGAGGCUACUCAUGGACAACGCAGUUGGCGAGCCCCUCUACCCCACCAGAGGGAUUGCAGCGGGCUCCUCCACGGCCACUUUCGAAGUCAAAGGAUAUAUGAUUCCGACGAUCCGCGACACGACGAUCAACGAUGGCACGUCUCUCUCGAUGCACGUCGACGACUUGGCGUUCGACUCGAUAGGAUGCACUGUCGAAGCGUGCUUGAAUGGCUUGGCGGAUCUUGCAGCUAGGAUAUUUCAUAAGUUUACGUAUACCCUCGAGCUCCCCAUCCAUAUGAAGAAGCUUAACUUCACGGCUAACAACUUCGAGGUCUUGAAGCAAGCUCCUGGGGCUCUUGGGGAAUAUUCCGGGUCCAUCAAGAAUUCCAUUACCAAUCUGGGGGUGGACUAUAACGUGGGGAAGAUCAGGGCUGCCAAAGGAUGCAGAUCGAAAAAGAUGUCCAGGUGGAAGGAGAACAUGAAGCGUCUCCCCAAAAUCUGUCGACUUCGGGAUCGUAAACAAGGCAAGCCCAAAAAGGUCAAAAUAUACACCUGCGGAGUCAAGCCCUCCAUAUGCUAUGGGGAAGAAGUCUCAGGACAUUCACCUCAGGAAAUAAAAAAGUUAAGAGUUCAGACUGCACGGCUUCUCGGCAUUUGGUCGCCUGGGUGUGACAUCAACAUUUGUUGGCUCAUGAAGCCAGAGUCCGACCCCAUCUCCCACGCCAGUGCGACCUUCAAGCGGUAUUGCAGGGAGUGGUGGAUGACCACAGACAGCCAGAUUAAGGCGCCAGAUGCUCUCAGCCCGAAGGAGCUUCGCCAGAGCUGCGAGUUCUCCCAGAGGUUCUUUGAUCAAGUACCUCGGGGUAAGAGUUGGGCCUACAAGGUUAGGAGCCCUCUCACGGACUCCCUUUUCUGGACGGAGCAGGCAGGCUGGUAUUUCAAAGGCCCCACGACGGUCAAGACCAGCAAUGAGCUCGAGCUCAAGAUCACGGAGUCCUCACCAGCUCUCAUACAGAAGCUGUUCACGGCAGACCUCAGGCAGAAGUUUUUGGAAAGCUCGGUGUGCAAAAAACUAUGUGAUUCCGAGGUCCCCGACGAUGACAUCCACCCCAGGGCCAACGAGAUCAGAAAUCGAGGUUUGUGGGGUUUCCCUUUCAGCAAGGUCUGGAACAGCAGCAAGUGGAGCUACGAUUCAAAGAGGCGCUUGAGAGAUUUAAUAUGCAGCACAACUCCCACCAGCCAUCUUCUUUGGAAGCGAGGUUUCAAGGUGGAGCCGACCUGCCCGUACUGCGGCCUGUGCGACACUGUCUUCCAUAG